GCAAGCUCAAAAGCUGCAUCCCUUGACCUGUGCUUCGAUUUUGAAAUUUCUCGCUGAGAUAGAUCUACUGCGUGGCCUGAGAGGAAUGUUACAAUCACACUACUUUUAGAAUAACCAUACCUAGGGACAAUCCGGCUCCUGGAACUGGCCCAACGACCCGCAAGGAGGCUUCGUCUGCACACAAACCAACAACAGCAAGACUCCAAUCGCCGGCAUUACCAAGAUCCAACCAGGAACGUACAUUUGACCGCUUUGGCAACGAGGAUCGCGUCUACUUUGCUCCCUUUGGCACCCCUUACCGCAUGCGCAGUCUCAGCCCAGACAUUCUCUGGGCUAAAUAUACGGUGUACAAGGUGGUGAAGGAAUUCGAGGCUAAGGUGGGACCGAUUGAGCCUGGGUUUGAGCAGCCGGGGUAUGGGACGCAGAUUGUGGCUAUUGGGUGGGGGAGGGCUGAUAAGAUGUGUGACGACAAGGUGUUGGUGAGGGUGGAGGGCGUGGAGUUGGAGAGAUUGAUGGGGAGUUUGGAGUGAUCGCAAUGGUGAAUGGAAUAUGGGUCUUUGUACUGACGAGGAGCCUAUGUCGAGGCGACUGUUGCAAUGAUAUUUGAGGACCUUACUUCUUCCAGAUGAUAUCCGUCACAUGUCGUACAGCACCAUGUGCGUGGGAAUACAUCGCACUUUGUCGCAUGCGACUGGCACUGUCACGCAUACUACACCACUGGGCGGAAGCAGAAGUGUUAUAUUUACC
Molecule: messenger RNA, 747 nt
Organism: Pseudovirgaria hyperparasitica
Lineage: Eukaryota; Fungi; Ascomycota; Dothideomycetes; Acrospermales; Acrospermaceae
Exons: 1
Coding region: 303-530 (75 amino acids)
Source: RefSeq, a predicted model, not a curated record